Molecule: messenger RNA, 1506 nt
Organism: Xenia sp. Carnegie-2017
Lineage: Eukaryota; Metazoa; Cnidaria; Anthozoa; Malacalcyonacea; Xeniidae
Product: tenascin-R-like
Exons: 5
Coding region: 1-1323 (440 amino acids)
Source: RefSeq, a predicted model, not a curated record
AUGGCCGUUGUCGGAUUACUCAAUGUUGCACCUGUCUUUCGAGAUCCAUGGGAGAUUUCGGCCAAUUUCUUUUUCCAUCAUACUGGAGAUAGCAUUAACAUAACCUGUGAUGCUUACGGAAGGCCACCCCCCAAGAUAAAAUGGUAUAAAGACGACCAACUUAUGAGAUACACGGCAGACGGUGACCCAUUGUCAGAACAUACAAUGGUGUUAAAAUUUAAAGACUUAAAGAUGAAAGAUCAAGGAUAUUACAAGUGUUUCGUUUGGAACAGAGCUGGAAAUAUUUCGAAUACGAACCAAGUGGAAUUGGAAACAAUGAUGAUAACGACGCCAAUUCCUCUACCUUUGGAGAACAUAACUGUGUACGACGGUGACAACGCGACCAACACUUGUAAGGCUAUGUGUGACUGGCCUCCAUGGUUUGAAUGGUAUAUAUAUGUUGGCAAAGGUGGAAAUAAGCAACGGAAGUCUUUUAUACCAGAUUUGGACAAUGACGAAUACUUAUGGAUUGGCGAUACCGGUCGAUAUCUGGGUAUUAACUUCAGAAUUGAUAACGUGACUAAGGAAGACGAAAGAUAUUAUUACUGUGAGAUCGCACUUGAUGCAAAUGGCGAGAGUUAUAAAGAAUCAAUAUUUUUCUAUCUGCAUGUUUUACCAAAGCCAGUGACCACAUUACCCACAACAGCCAUAGCCAAAGAUUGCAGUGAGGUACAAAAUAAUGGCAAGAACGAAAGUGGAGUUUAUCAAAUUGAUCCUGAUGGUCAAGGAUCUUUUCAUGUCUACUGUGACAUGACUUCAUAUGGUGGUGGCUGGACUGUAUUUCAAAGACGCCUAGAUGGAAGUGUUGAUUUCUAUCGUGGGUGGAAUGACUAUAAACAAGGUUUUGGUAAUCUUAGUUCUGAAUUUUGGCUUGGAUUGGAUAAGAUAUAUCGACUAACUUCUGCAAAACGAAAUAAACUCCGUAUUGACUUGGAAGACACAUCAGGAAACCAAAAAUAUGCUGAGUAUGAUUAUUUUGCUGUAAAGAAUGAAAGUUUUUUUUUCACUUUAAUUCUUGGAACAUACUCAGGAAAUUCUGGGAAUUCAUUAACACCCAAGCAUAAUUACAUGAAGUUUACGACAAAAGAUGCGGAUCAUGAUACUUGUGGAGGAAACUGUGCUGUUGCUUCUAAUGGAGCUUGGUGGUAUAAUUGUUGUUAUGAUUCCAAUCUUAACGGCUACUAUUAUCAUGGCUUUCAUAAAGGGUAUAAAGGUGUGGUUUGGAGAAGUUGGAAAGGAAUGAAGUACUCUCUAAAAUCCACUGAAAUGAAAAUAAAACCAUAAUUACUUCAGCUCUUUUAUUAAUUUCAUGUAUGAAAUUCAUAAAAACAUACGUUGUUCAUUUUGUUAUAAACUUCUUAAAUAACAUUUACAUUUAUUAGUUUAAGACAGUGUUUAAAACGUCUUCUGUAGAAGUUAAUAAUGUAUUUACAAUUAUCAAAUAAGGACAUAUAAAUUCGCUCAGUC